Messenger RNA from Zalophus californianus (California sea lion), 2380 nucleotides. RefSeq names its product stathmin 3 (gene STMN3). Gene Ontology annotation, cellular component: cytoplasm; neuron projection. The record is from RefSeq and is a predicted model, not a curated record. NCBI's taxonomy places the organism in Eukaryota, Metazoa, Chordata, Mammalia, Carnivora, Otariidae. Gene Ontology annotation, molecular function: tubulin binding. The transcript has 5 exons. The coding region runs from base 107 to 649 and encodes 180 amino acids. Gene Ontology annotation, biological process: neuron projection development; regulation of microtubule polymerization or depolymerization; microtubule depolymerization.
CCCGCCCUCGCUCCCUCCCCUCCCCAGCACUGCCGCAUUCGCCGACUGCAGCUCCAGCCGCCGCCCGCGCCUCCCGGCCUUCCGCAGCCUCCGCGCCGCCAGCACCAUGGCCAGCACCCUGUCCGCCUACAAGGAGAAGAUGAAGGAGUUGUCAGUGCUGUCGCUCAUCUGCUCCUGUUUCUACUCACAGCCGCACCCCAACACCAUCUACCAGUAUGGGGACAUGGAGGUGAAGCAGCUGGACAAGAGGGCCUCUGGCCAGAGCUUCGAGGUCAUCCUCAAGUCCCCUUCUGACUUGUCCCCCGAGAGCCCAGUGCUCUCCUCUCCCCCCAAGAGGAAGGACACCUCCCUGGAGGAACUGCAGAAGCGGCUGGAGGCAGCUGAGGAGCGAAGGAAGACGCAGGAGGCGCAGGUGCUAAAGCAGCUGGCUGAGCGGCGCGAGCACGAGCGCGAGGUGCUGCACAAGGCGCUGGAGGAGAACAACAACUUCAGUCGCCUGGCGGAGGAAAAGCUCAACUACAAGAUGGAGCUUAGCAAGGAGAUCCGCCAGGCGCACCUGGCGGCGCUGCGCGAGCGGCUGCGCGAGAAGGAGCUGCACGCAGCUGAGGUGCGCAGGAACAAGGAGCAGCGAGAGGAGAUGUCCGGCUAAGGGGCUGCGGAGCAGAGGCGCCUGGAUCCUGAGAGGAGACAUCAACACAUGCGGGUUCUGGUUUCGUCUUGUGCCACUUUGUCUAGAUGCAACUUUUGCUCCUGCCCCUUCCCUUCCCCGCACUCCCAGCUCCCGCUUCUCUUUCCGCUCUCAACCGUCCAGUCCUCUGCAGGCUCCCCGUCCAGGAGCCGCCAGGGCCUGGCACACAGUCCCUCACUUCAGGCACCAGGCCAGGCAGUGGCUGGGUCCCCUGUUGGUGGCCCUCUCAGCAGAUGUGGUGACAACCUCAAUAAAUCCAGUGGUGGUAGCAGGAACAUGUGGGUCCUUAUACUGGCUCGUCCUGUGAGCACCUUGUACUUAGGGCACGUCCUCUGAGCCAGCUCCCUGCCGCUGACAGGCAAAGGUGACACCACCUGCAAGGCCUUCAGUGGGGGGGGGGGGAGGAAGGAAGAACGACCUCUGGGCCAUGUGUGGCCAGGUCAGCCAUGGUGCCAUCUGUGCAGUGGAAUGCUUUGGAAUGGGUGGGUAGGGGUCCUGAGACCACCUGGCCUGCAGUGGGCAACUUGGGGGGGAGGGUGGGACGUGGCCUGGCCUGAGUCUUCAGGGGAGUGGGCAUUCUGCCAUGGUCUACAGGGUCGUGGGCUGCACGGACACCUCUUGCUGGCCCCUCCUCCCAGGAGUGCCCGCCUCCUAAGAACGUCUGGCCUGGUACCCAUGUGGGGGAAGCCCUCCUCCAUCAUCACUCCUUUCCUCCCCCUAGGCUUUACAGACCCUUGGAGGACCCCAUCUGGCCCGGUACCCAUGUGGGGAAGCCCUCCUCCAUCAUUAGGCUUUACAGGCCCUUGGAGGACCCCAUCUUUAGAGCCCUUGGGAGCCUUGGCCCCUUCCUGUGCCCUCACCCUGGUAGAAUGAUGCUCCCAUGAUACUCCGGGCCAUGGGGCUUUCAGGCUAACCUCUGGACAAGUGUGGCUAGGUGUGAGUGAGUGGCAGCCACAAGUGCCCCUCAGGGAGCAGACGGCAGGGCGAGUAGGAGACCAGCUGCCUGCAGAUUCAGAUGUUGGGGGAUGGGAUUCCCAAACCACCUUCCUACCUAGUCCAUCCUUGACUUUCUUGACCUGUACCCCCCCGCCCCGGCUCCAGGCCUCUCCUGCCAAGACCUUCCUGGACUGGGCUCCUUCUCCUCCUCCAGAUUCCCAGCACUGGCCUUUGAGGACUGUCAGAGGCUGGCCAUGGGGGGUGUUCAGUCUUUGGGCCUUGGCAGCCCCAUCCCGCAGCCGAGUACUGAGGGCAGGGUCCCUGCUGACCAUCCUCUGGGUGGAAAGCAUGAGGGGACAGACUGCAAGUUCUAGCAGGACCCAAACCAGGUGGGUGGCAGCCCCCUGGGGCCCCUGGCUUCCAUCCUACAGAAAUCUAUGCCAGUGCACUCCCAGGGCCCAGCCAGAGAGCACAGGUGGAUGCUGAUCCCCUACCACAGGCUUGGGGGGAAGGAGGGCCCCAUGCCCACCCUCCCCACACAGCCUCCGGGGGAGUGACAAGCCAGGAUUGGAACCCAGCUGUCCCCCACGCCACUCCUGUGGGACUCAGAAAGGGACACGGAAAGAGAAGGAGGGCUGGAUUUCCUUCAGCAGCGGCCGCUCUCUCAUAGUGGAAGCCUAGUGUGAUAUGUACCCAUCUCAUCCACGUAGUGAAAGUGAACUUAAAAUUAAAUCAAAUGAAUGAUUAAAGACAAAA